UUGCUGCUGCAGCAGCAAAACUUCAGGGGAAGAAGAACAAGGAGACGGAGACGACGAAGAAGGAAGAAGAGCGUUUUUACACAAGGCCACGACCUGCCACAGAAAAGGGUUACGUAACUUCGAAAAUCGUGAUAUCAUCUCAGCUUUUUGUUAUCUGUGGAGACGACUUUCUUCAGCUGCAUAUUUUUCGUGAUAUUUUGACUUUGGAUCAUAAUGGCUGAUGAUUUUGACGUUGAGGCUAUGCUGGAGGCGCCAUACAGAAAGGAUGAGAUCAAGUCCUCUCAUGCAAAUGGACAUGAUGACCAGAACAAAAAGAAGAGGAGGAGCCGAAGCAAGAGCCGGAGCCCAGGCUCUAAGAAGAGAAGAAGCAGAAGCAAAGAGAGAAAGAAGGGGAAGAAAAGGAGCCGGAGCCGAGAAAGAAAGCGCAGCCGCAGCAGGGAGCGUCAUCGCAGCCACUCCCGGAGCAAGGAGCGGUCUGGGCGGUACAGAGCACGCAGGAGUAGUCCCAUCCGCAAACGUUCCAAAAGUCGGAGCCCCUUCAAAAAAGACAAGAGUCCCAUCAGGCAACCAAUUGACAAUCUAACACCAGAGGAAAGAGAUGCUCGCACAGUCUUCUGCAUGCAGCUCGCUGCAAGAAUCAGAGCUCGGGACCUGGAGGACUUCUUCUCAGCUGUUGGAAAAGUCAGAGAUGUGAGAAUGAUCUCUGACAGAAACUCCAGGAGAUCAAAGGGCAUUGCAUACAUCGAGUUUGUGGAGGCUUCUUCUGUUCCACUGGCAAUUGGAUUGACUGGCCAGAGGCUUUUAGGAGUUCCCAUCAUUGUCCAGGCCUCUCAGGCAGAGAAAAACAGAGCUGCAGCUGCUGCCAAUAAUCUGCAGAAGGGCAGUUCGGGUCCGAUGCGGCUGUAUGUGGGCUCCCUGCACUUCAACAUUACUGAAGAAAUGCUUCGAGGGAUCUUUGAGCCUUUUGGAAAGAUUGAGGGAAUCCAGCUGAUGAUGGACAGUGAGACUGGACGAUCCAAAGGAUAUGGCUUCAUAUCGUUUGCAGAUGCAGAGUGUGCAAAAAAGGCUUUGGAGCAACUGAACGGCUUCGAGCUGGCUGGACGUCCGAUGAAGGUGGGGCAUGUUACAGAGCGCUCAGACUCGUCCACAGCCAGCUCAUUUCUGGACAACGAUGAGCUAGAGAGGACUGGCAUCGAUCUCGGCACCACAGGGCGUCUGCAGCUUAUGGCCCGACUAGCAGAAGGAACUGGUCUGAAGAUUCCUCCUGCUGCUCAGCAGGCUCUACAGAUGACCGGGUCCAUACCGUUUGGAGGGAUAGGUGCUCCAGCAGCUAUUCCGACUCCAGCUCCAAGCCAGGCCUUGAACCUCCCAUCACAGCCACUGGCCACACAUUGCCUUCAGUUGUCCAACCUGUUCAACCCACAAGCGGAAAACGACCCCAACUGGCCAUUGGAAAUCCAAGAUGAUGUCAUUGAGGAGUGCAACAAACAUGGAGGCGUUGUUCACAUUUAUGUUGACAAGAACUCUACUCAAGGUAACGUGUACGUGAAGUGUCCCUCAAUACCAGCAGCAAUGGCAACUGUAAAUGCACUUCACGGACGCUGGUUUGCAGGCAAAAUGAUCACGGCUGCCUACGUUCCUUUGCCCACCUACCACAACCUUUUCCCUGACUCAGUAACAGCAAAACAGCUUCUAAUGCCCACACGUCGAUAGUCUGGCACACGGUUGUGAAAGCCAGUGUAAAUACAUUUGUUUGCAUUCAUGGAAAUGUCAUUGAAAUUAGUUGGCUGUGUGUAAAAGUUACAUGAAGGUCACAUGUCCACAAUUAGGCAGUUCUUUUUCCUCCAAUUGCUUUUCAAACUUUUGUGAGUUUGUGUUGUCAAGUACCACUGAAGUAAUCUGCAGGUAUCUAUUGAUUUGUAUGUUCUUAAAUAUUACCUGCCUGUUUAAAUCAACAGCUUUAGAUUUCAAAAGACAUUUCAAGGAGUUACAGAAACAUGUUUGGUUAGUAGGCCUUUAAAUGAUAAGUAUAUUCAUGUCAAAAAUUCUUUGUAACUUUCUACAGCCAUGAGUUCUUUUUUUGUAUGAAGGCUCCCAAUAAACUGACAAUUAAUAUUGCUUUUGUCCCCUUUUUGGGAGGAGUCCAUCCCCAAGCUAAAAUUGUUUAGCAUAUUGGAUUUUAACUACUCAUUUUGGACAAUGUAAGAUGUGUAUACAUUUUGAUUUUUAGAAGUGGACAGAAGUAAAUAAAACCUCUGCAUUAAAAGUUGAA
Molecule: messenger RNA, 2272 nt
Organism: Monopterus albus (swamp eel)
Lineage: Eukaryota; Metazoa; Chordata; Actinopteri; Synbranchiformes; Synbranchidae
Gene: rbm39a
Product: RNA binding motif protein 39a
Exons: 15
Coding region: 214-1713 (499 amino acids)
Biological process (GO): mRNA processing
Cellular component (GO): nucleus
Molecular function (GO): RNA binding
Source: RefSeq, a predicted model, not a curated record